Girardinichthys multiradiatus is the source of this 2271-nucleotide messenger RNA. It is a transcript of the gene parm1, whose product is annotated as prostate androgen-regulated mucin-like protein 1. Bases 1 to 915 code for a protein of 304 amino acids. The record is from RefSeq and is a predicted model, not a curated record. Gene Ontology annotation, cellular component: early endosome; Golgi apparatus; late endosome. NCBI's taxonomy places the organism in Eukaryota, Metazoa, Chordata, Actinopteri, Cyprinodontiformes, Goodeidae. The transcript is spliced from 5 exons.
AUGGAGGGAGCACCUCCAGUCACAGGGAACCGCUCAGACGUCCAGAGGGAGCAAAGAUCAGCCACUCCAGCGUUCGGGAAGAUAAACAGUGACAGGAAAACAAUGAUGAGGGUCUGCAGUCUGCAAAAUCUGAUAACAUGUCUGCUGUUAAAUUCAGCGUUCACUUUUUCAACAACACAAUGUCAAGAUUCGCCAACAACAGAACUGACAUCAUCAUCUACUUUCAGUUCGACUAAUGAAUCUCUGAUAACUCCAUUAUCCACUACAAAUGCAUCCAGUCAGACCAGCAGCAGUCAACCAAUUGUCCCCACCAGGGUUACAGAAACCACCACAUCAGGUUCUACUGAGAAGACCACCAUAAAUGUUUCUGCAUCUUCUUCACCAUCGCCACCGUCCACGUCUAUCACAGCUACAACAGGAAUUCAGACUACGUGGAAUACAACCUUCACAGACAUGACGGUUCAGCCGAAUGACACCACCCAAACAUCCAAUACAUCCACUGACUUCACCACUAAUGCCAUUCCCAUCACCAACACCACUGAUCUACCAACAAUUACUGAGAACAACAUCACCAGCAAGGUCACCACAACUGGUUCCACAUCCAGUACCAAAGCUUCACAACCAGCAAGCUCAACAGGUGCUCCAACCACCAUGUCCUAUGCUACUUCACCCGCCAGUCCCACAUCGACCAGAGCCCCCACCAGCGGUACCACACCUGAAGAGAAAGAACAGACUUCAAAGCCAUUUAGCUCAGGAAGAGUUGCAUUCAUCGUGUGUAUGUUCCUCCUGUUGGUCCUCCUGGUGCUGGGAGGAUUUUACUAUUACAAAUUUAGACGGACAUCAUACGGCCCCCUAGAUGACAGCAAUGACCAUGGCAGUUUUGCAAACUUCACCAACCCGAUGUACGACCCUUGAUGUGUUGGAUCUCUGAUCUCAGAAGAGUUAAAAGUUCUACAGACUGAGCCGUUCUGCACAGAGAGUUUCAGCAGUUUGUGACGGAGGACGUCAGUGAAGUCAGAAUAUACAUGUAUCGGUUAUGAAACCUGUCUUGAACACUGGCUAAGUGGAUGUUUUUGGUGUUUUUUUUGUUUGUUAAGAACUAUUUUCUUAAUGUUUUCCUCACCGUAAAAACUGACUAUGCACUGAAAGUCAAACUAACAAUUGUGACCUCCAUAUGUAGAACACACUGACUGCAAGACGGUGGCUAAUAAGGAAGCAGGUGUUUCAAUACUAAAUGAAGUUUUUUUUUUUUAUAUAACUAUAGUCAGAUUUCUUUCGAUACCUUAGUCUUCAUGGUAUUUUUAGGGUCACUUUAAGUAAAACUGUGGGAUAAUACUUUUGCACUUGAAAAUGUAAAUGGGCUCUUUAGAAAGAUUAAAAGCCCAGAAAGUAGAAUUAGUUUAAAUAAAUGUCAAAAGUUUUAAGGAAGGAUUUUUAUUCAAAGUCUAUGAAACUUUAUCUUUUACAAUAAAUUGCAUUUAUUUAUCCAUAUGGAAGCUUAGGAAAUAAAUAAUGGUGAAUAUGUUUUUUUUAAAGAUAAAAGUUUUUCUAAUAUAACAUUAUAUCCAAUAAUGUGACUUAAAAACUCAUAAAUCAAUUAAUUGUUUUCUUCUGUUUCACCUGAUUCCAGUUCUACUUCUGUGUUUUUGUUUCACUUUGCUUUUGAAGCCAGGACACAGUUUGGAUUGUAAUUUUACCUCAGGUUGCUGUGUGUUUAAUAUCUGAGAAAAAAAAAUCUGUUUUGAUUGUGUGAUGCUUUUCCAUCGGUGAAUUUAAAUUGUGAUUAAAAAACUAUGUGAGGUAUUGAUGAUGACAAUUUUGGGGAAAUCAUUUUUAGCUUUAUGUGGUCACUUAGUUGUGAGUUUUUCACUGUACUGUAGAUUGUGUGCUUGGUGGAAAAAAAGCUGCUAUUUAAGUGUUAAUUCGGAAAUUUAACCACCAGCUAGCUAGCACAAGCUAGGGGGCAAAUUAACCGGCUAGUAAGCUUGUAGCUAGCUCACUAGCUAACAAAGAGGCCAAAUAGCUAGAUAUGUCUGAAAAAGCUACUUUACAAUCUUUAAGUUAACAUUAAGAAUUUAACUUCGAACUACUUUUCACAAACAGAAAGAUCCUAACAAUCAAGCUAGUUUAAAGACUAAGCUAGCUAGUUAGCUGCCUUUUCAAGUAGUUUGUGUUUAUCUAGUUAGCUAGCAUGUAAGAGGUAGGUCGGUAUUUGUAGAAAAAAAAGUUUCAUUAACAUUAUUAUAAAAAAUAAAAUCCACAUUAAUCCAG